AUGACACACGUUGAUAACUCGAUUGCCCGUAUGUUCCGUUCGAAUACAACAAUUCAACAGUCGACUUGUUCAAUAAUCUCACAAUUUUGUAACCUUCAACAACGAUUUUUAAAUGAUAUCGAAUCAGUUUGUGAUCAAUUACAGACUCUUAAAGAUCUCAUCGACGUACUUCUAGACACGAACAAAAUAGCAACGCUCAAGCAAUACAAAAUAAAGAAUAGAAUUGAAGUGAUUGUUUGUGGAGCAAAAUCAUCGGGGAAGACAUCUUUUAUUCAUGAACUUCUCCGAUGUGGUCAAUUUCUACCCACCGAUAUCAAUGGUAUUUCACAACGGAACGUCAAAUUUUCCUAUGCUGCUUCUAAUAAAGCUUGUUUAAUCCUACACGAAACGAAUGGGCAAACAGUCUCAUCUACGAAUCGUAUUAAUCUAUCAUCAUUUUUCAAAACGCACAUCGCUUCGGAAGAAUUAAAGGCAACGCUUGCACCUUAUCUACUUCAAGGAGAACAUACCAUUGAAUCAGACGACUGGAAAGCAUCUCUCGUUGAACUCUGUUUUCCAUCAAAUUUCCUACAAUCAAAUAUUGAUGUAUACGAAAUAUCAACAAUUACCGCAAUAAAGAAUAUUCAUCUAACAAAUCCAUAUUUUCUAUUCGUUUACGAAGGUGCUACCAUCUCCGAUGAGACAAAAACAUAUUACGAACAACUGCGACUAACUCUUGGUGAUACCGUUCAUGAUAAUAUAUUCUUUCUCAAUACUGAAAUCGAUCUCGACGAUGAUCGAGAACGAAAUCGUCGAUAUGAAAAUUUAAGAGAUGUUCUGACCAUGAAUAACCGAUUGCCUCGCACAUGUGACGAAUGCAAUUGCUUUGAUAUUUUUAGUAGUGAACAUCCACGACAGAACGUUAUCGAUCGUAUCGUUCGUUUUGUUUUCGAUAGUGCUUUACGAAACACUCAAGAAGUCAGCACGAUUAUGUUGGAUGCCAUUGAUACAUUUUUCGAUUUCGUUCUAAUGACAAAUCAGCGUUCGGCAAGAAAAUGGAACCGUCUACGAGAAGGAGCAUUACAUUGGGCGACGGAAUUCUUCCAACAAUAUCGUUUACAGGCCGAUGCCAUCGGUGACGAAGCACAAAAACAGUUGUCUGUUCGAUUACGUCAGCAACGCAAACAACUAGCGAAGAAAAUAGUUGCAUAUAGAAGAGAACGAAGUGAACAUUUGGAUUUGCAAGUUUCAAGCGUUAGUUUGAUUAAUGCUAUCCAACCAAUUGAAAUAUUCGAUGAUAGAAAUUUUUUGCGUUCAAUUCUUCAGGAAGAAAUUGUCCGACCGGUUUUAAGUAAAAUUUUCAAUCAAAUCAAUGAUCGAGUCAGUACGCACAUCGACCAGAACUUAGUCGAGAAACAAUCCAUUAGACACAACGAAUUAAUUCUCGCAGCUUACCGUGAAUUUCUUGAUCGCAUCAAGAUUAUCGAUACGACAAAACGUCGAGAUUAUUUCAAAAAGCAAUCGUUCAAAGAAAUUCUCGUCGGAAUCAGCGGACUAAUGAAUACGCUUGGAACACUGUUCUCGAUUAAAGAAUUGGAUAUUGACUCUUCCGAUGAACACAUCAUUGAGGAAGACGUCGAACGAAGUUUUGUCGACAUUGGUGAAAGCAUUAAACGGAAUAUUCGAGAUGAAGUCGAAUCGAAUGAAAGAUUUGUUAAGCAGAAAAUUCAUGCUUACCAUCAAGCUGCUUUAGCCACUGCAAAUAUCCGGCAACAAGCAUAUCGAUUAGCUCGAUCUUUUGCACCGCAAUUUGCUCGCCUCGAAUGUCUUCUGCUCGCUAACUUAGAUUUAACUAAACAUUAUGGAAGGACACCGACGAUCAAUUUGGGCGAAACUUUGGGUCACGGUGGCUUCUUUUCUGUACAUCCUGCCUCGUGGGAUACAGAACGAGAUCUUGUAGCUAAAAUUCUACUGGAUUCAAGCAAAUCGUCCGAUUUUGCUUAUAUGGAGGCACACUUUCAUCGGACGAUAACUCGAUUGAACAUUGAACAUAUCGUUCCAUUACAUUCGCUGCAUUAUGACAAUCAAAACGAUCGAUUGUAUAUUCUUCUUCGGCGCUACCCUAUGAGUUUACAUACUUAUCUGACAAAUCACAUGGCGGAUUUAACCAUGAGCGAUGCUAUGCGUAUUCUACUUCAUAUAAGUCGUGCUAUAGCACAUAUGCAUGUGCAAAAUCUUAUUCAUCGCGAUAUUAAAACUCAAAAUAUUUUGCUCGAUGAUCACAGAAACGUCUUUCUAGCUGACUUUGGCACGUGUCAACAUGGUUCAGAAAAUCAUACGAUCAUUGGUUCGCAACCUUUACCCCCAGAAUUUCAUCAUAACCGUAGAUCAACAGCUUUUUCAUAUACAGGCACCGCUGUCGAUGUGUUUUCACUUGGAGUAUUGAUGUAUGCUCUUGCACCGAAAGCAGUUUAUCAGAAUCCACGUGAUAGCAUCACAGAAGCUGAUAUCCGUGAGCUCAUUCAUAUGCCUGAGCGUUACAGAACUCUGAUACUCGACUGCAUUCAUCCGAAUGCCAGUACACGACCAACCGCGGCUCAAGCUGUUGAACAACUAACGAUGAUUGCUGAGCAAGUUGCCAAAGGAAAGGAAUGCUUGAUGUGUUUUGAAUAUCCAAUCUUUAGUCGAUGUUUACCAUGUGGUCAUAAGACAGUGUGUGGAAAAUGUUUUGUAAUCUUGCAACAGCGUGCAACGACAAGAAAUCAACCACAAUGUAUCGUUUGUCAGCAAGCGAUUGCUAAUACGCGUGAAGAUACUGAUAAUGCUACGUUCGUAGAAAUUCAUCCUUCAUUUUGA
Molecule: messenger RNA, 2835 nt
Organism: Adineta ricciae
Lineage: Eukaryota; Metazoa; Rotifera; Eurotatoria; Adinetida; Adinetidae
Source: the annotation of a GenBank genome assembly